Messenger RNA from Dovyalis caffra, 639 nucleotides. NCBI's taxonomy places the organism in Eukaryota, Viridiplantae, Streptophyta, Magnoliopsida, Malpighiales, Salicaceae. The record is from the annotation of a GenBank genome assembly.
AUGGAUCUUGACAAGCAUUUAGAAAAUGUGAAAUAUUUUGAAGUAGAUACAAAAAAGUAUUGCUACUUGAAUUUGCUAACGGAUGUGUACAAGCAUUUCUCUCUUCAUUCCGACUUCAUCAAUUUAGUUGCUGGUUGUGGAAGACCUAUUACAAGUGACAAGGAUUUGAUUAGCGUCUUCAAAUAUUACGAUUACUUGGAGCUUGAGAAGAAUGUCGAUGGAGUGGAUGUGAUUGAUGAUGAAAAUAUGAAUGUUGAAGGGAUGAGUAUGGAGGUGUUUGAUAUGAAUAUUGAUACUAUUGAUGGUAGAGUCCGUGAGGAAAAUGUGGGUGCGAAAACAAGUAUUGAAAAUGUCAAUAUUUAUGGAGUAGAUGUUAGAAAAAGAAUGAAGCAAGUUUCGAAAGUAGUACAAGGGGAAGUAAAAGGGAAGACCAAAAGCGAGGAUGAAGAUUGGGUUAUAAAUGAUAAUGGGUUAGAUAAAGAUAAUAGCUAUAACGAGAGUAAUGCCGACAUCCCAAAUGAUGUUGAUGUAAGGUUUAGUCAUUGUGGAUUAGAUAAUUUUGCUGAUAAUGUAAGCUCUAAGGAUGAAGAAUUUGGUGAAAACCCCUUUAUAAAUCUAUUGAAAAACCGCAUUGCAUAG